AUGCAGGCUGGUCGGCCUUUCCCGAGUCCGGGGCCCCCAAGCGAGUCUGCCUCGCCAUGGUCAGAAACACUGCGGAGACAUGGGAUGGGAGGGUCCCUCUUUGGCGUCGAAGGACAGCAAGCCAUGUUGGCACUUCCGGGAAGCGAGGCACCUAUCCCUGUGCAUAUGGACUUUUCGCAAGCGUCCAAGAAAGCAGACGAGAAGAGACAGAGAAAUGCAGUGGCUUCGACAAGGCACAGGAGGAAGAAGAAGAUCAUGCAGGAGGAGAACUCAAAACAGCUACAAGAGCUUCGGGAUGAAAGGCGUCUCAUGGAGAUACGGAUCGACGAGUUGACUCAACAGCGGGACUUCUACCGUGAAGACCGUAACCGUUUACGAGACAUUGUCGCACAAACGCCAUCAAUAAGUAACCUUGCUGCUGGACUUCCUAGUCCUACUAUUUCAACAAGCAAUUCUUAUGCAGAAACCGGGUCGUUAGCAUCAGGGCCAUCUGGAUCCAUGAGUUACGGAGAUGUCCUAUCGAACGAAAGACCAGCCCAACGCCGUCGAACCGAUGACCACCCUGAAUAUUCGCUUCCACCAUACGGGUCCCCUGCGAGCGGCCACCCGAGUGCAUCUCCUAGUGGACUACCUCCGAUGCCCAUGCCAGGUUAUGGCGGGCCAUCACGGCCAUCAUCUGCGGCAUCCUCAGCGAGCGGUGAAAGGCUGCCGCCGCUGAGAGUAAUGGAAGGUCGACCUCCUACUGGCCCACCCCCCGGGCCAGGUGUUCAAGAGCAGGAUCCGCGAACUGGUCAGUGGGUUCCCGUUCAGCCUCGAGUUCCAGAGACUGGGUGGGCAACAAGGGACACUCACCGCAGACCUUGA
Messenger RNA from Fusarium musae, 864 nucleotides. RefSeq lists its product as uncharacterized. Bases 1 to 864 code for a protein of 287 amino acids. The transcript has a single exon. Gene Ontology annotation, molecular function: DNA-binding transcription factor activity. The record is from RefSeq and is a predicted model, not a curated record. Gene Ontology annotation, biological process: regulation of DNA-templated transcription. Lineage: Eukaryota; Fungi; Ascomycota; Sordariomycetes; Hypocreales; Nectriaceae.